Molecule: messenger RNA, 1485 nt
Organism: Debaryomyces hansenii CBS767
Lineage: Eukaryota; Fungi; Ascomycota; Pichiomycetes; Serinales; Debaryomycetaceae
Gene: FAV3
Product: Fav3p
Exons: 1
Coding region: 1-1485 (494 amino acids)
Biological process (GO): carbohydrate metabolic process
Source: RefSeq, a predicted model, not a curated record
AUGCUUUGUAUUAGCUUAAAAUAUUUCGUUCCUUUAAUAAUUUUUUUGUCUGUCGUAGAUGGAAUUCCAAUAGGUGCCAAAAGAGAAAUGGUAACCAUCUAUAAAACUUUCGUUGAGACUAUAACAAUAGAUGCAACCACCCAAAAUCCAGAGGUUUACAUUCCUCUGAGUACUAAUAGAAGGAGCUCAUCUGAAACUCUGAGAAGUUACUCAAAAAAAAGUACUCUAAUGAGUUCAAGUACAACCGUUGCAACAUCUUUGGCUGCGAGCAAAACUUCGCAUUAUUCAACAAAAAGUUCAACACUGAAGUCUCGCAGCAAAACGUCAUCAUCACCAAGUGUACCUACAAGCAUUUAUACAAAAGAUAUUCCAAAUGAUGCUUUCGAAAACACUUUAAAUGAAAUGUGGGAUAGAUUCUGGCUGUCUGAAAACAAUCAAUGGAAUGAUGAUGACUCAAUUUGUGAUACUAAUCAGUUCUCUGAGCCAGUCGUCUGGGAUCAAGCUGUUAUAGGGAAAGCCAUAACUAAUUCAAAGAAUACAGAAAGGAUUGACAAAACUGCAGAAGCAAUCUACAAAUAUAAGAAUAAAGCACUUGGUGUUUAUUCGGCAACAACUGCAGGAGAUGAUGAUAUUUAUAACGAUGAUAAUGCGCAGUUGGUUUGGGUAUUUGUUGAUGGAUACAAAGCUACUGGAAACGAAAAGCAUUUGGAGGCCGCAAAAGAGGUAAUGCAGUUCCUCAUGACUCAGUGGAAUAGUCAAGGCAAAGGUGGUGUAAUUUGGAAAUACAAGGCAGAUUACAUUGCUUCGAUAUCGACGGUAGAAGCCGCAUUGGCCGCAAUUCGAUUAUAUACCAUUACUUCCGAUACUGAUUUGUUAAAGUUCACCGAAGACUGCAUGGAUUUUAUGUUUGAAUACUUUCAGGAUACCGAUAAGCUAUUCUUUGAUGGCUUAAAUAAGAACAAUUACGAUGAUAUUAACAAAGGUAAAUUGUCAUACACAGCUGGUUGUGCGCUAAGUACUUUGGCAUAUCUAAGUAAGUACAGCUCUAAAAGCAAUUGGAAAUCCAAGGCAAUUGAAAUAGGUAAGGCAGCGAUGAACCAGAAAGGUGCUUUGUAUAAUGGAAAUUCAAUCUGGAAUAACCAAUUGAAGUAUGUUCACUUACUAUACGCCGGGUACGUGGAUUUGUUAACGUUAACCGAUUGGGACUCUGAGUACACCGACUUCAAACUAGAAUUACUUAGACAAGGCUCACUAAUGAUUGAAUUUUUACAAGACCCUGACGAUAAGUCGUUAUAUUUUGGUCUGGCAACAGGAGCUACAAAAAAAAUGUUUCAAAAAUAUGAAGUGGCAUUUAAAGAGGAUAAUGUCUUCGAAGAGAACAACGACAUUUACUGCAAUGGAAAUGUGAAUAAACCUACAAAAAAAUCAUUGAUGAAUAAUGGAUCUGCUGCACAAAUCUUGUAUGAAGUAAGCCGUAUAUCCUAA